Suillus subaureus is the source of this 4071-nucleotide messenger RNA. RefSeq lists its product as uncharacterized. Lineage: Eukaryota; Fungi; Basidiomycota; Agaricomycetes; Boletales; Suillaceae. The transcript has 6 exons. Gene Ontology annotation, cellular component: cytoplasm. Bases 179 to 3730 code for a protein of 1183 amino acids. Gene Ontology annotation, biological process: protein phosphorylation; intracellular signal transduction. The record is from RefSeq and is a predicted model, not a curated record. Gene Ontology annotation, molecular function: protein serine/threonine kinase activity; ATP binding.
GCUGUGUCCAACAGUUGUCACUUGAAAGCAGUUUGGAUCGAGCAACUUGUCCUACCAAACGGCUGGGCAUCUGCCAAGCUUCUGCUUUAACUGAAUUUCUUGCCAAUCUGUGAACUACUUCUGUGGCCCCUGUGCCCGCGCCUCUCAUUUCUGUUCUACGUUAAAUUUCAACUUGUAUAUGUCUGCACACGGCCACAAACAUACGGGUUCCGUGACCCAGAACCACAAAGCUCAACUUGCUAAUGCCUAUAACGAACUCGGGAAGGAACUCUCAUCGAGCAAGAUAAGGGUUGUCGGAAACUACACCCUUGGAAAGGUCAUCGGUGAAGGCGCGUACGGCAAGGUUCGCCUGGGCACUCACCGUAUCACCUCUACCAGAGUUGCCAUAAAGCAAAUUCCGAAGGCAAUGUCUGCCUCCCUCACCCGCGAAAUACACCACCACCGCCAGCUCCACCACCCCCAUGUCACUCAGAUGUAUGAAGUCAUUGCCACUGAAUCUCACAUCUGGAUCGUCACAGAACUCUGUUGUGGUGGCGAGCUCGAAUCCAGUAUCAUUUUUGGUCAACUUGCACUUGCAGUCGCAUAUCUACACGAGAAGGGCAUCGUCCACCGAGAUCUGAAGCUUGAAAAUGUCCUACUUGAUGAACGCUGUCGCGUCAAACUUGGCGACUUUGGCUUUACUCGCGAAUAUGACCGCGGCGUCUAUAUGGAGACUUUUUGUGGCACUACCGGUUACGCGGCCCCUGAGAUGCUCCAAGGCAAGCGUUACCUCGGUCCAGAGGUCGACGUUUGGUCCAUGGGUGUGAUUCUCUACUGUCUUCUAACUGGCACACUUCCGUUUGAUGAUGAUGACGAAGCAGUCAUGAAAGAAAAGGUCAUUAAAGGCCAAUAUGAAGACCCCGAGUGGCUCUCUACAGACGCCCGCGACCUUAUCCGCAACAUUCUCGAGGUUGAUCCUGCCAAGCGUCUGACAAUCCCACAAAUUCUAGCCUCUCCCUGGUUUACAUCCACUCCUUCCGCCCCUGUUUCCGACCAAGUACUACUUGGUGUCAAUUGCGUUCCUCCAUCCCCGUCACUUGCCCGCGAUACCUUUAUCCUCCUUGUAAAACCCGUCGUGAACACUCAAAUACAGGAUCCUUUCGACACAACUCAGAGUAACGAGAGCCAAGCCACAAUUACUAAGGCUGCUCAGCGCUCUCAAUGUUUCAGUAAAGAUAGCAUGACUCGACCACCUGAAACCGUCAUUGAAGAGGAAUCUGAAGCAGAGAACGUCGUACCAUCCGCCACAGGGUCAGUUACAAACCUCGAUCAGACCCCUAAGGCACCCCCGUAUCCAACACGUACACCCGCACGUACAAAGCGCCGCUCUGUGUCUUCUACCCUUUCUGACCCCGACUCACCAACACUGGACAAGCCAUUGGCCCCUCUACCACCCCAAGAUUUUGCAUCAUUGCUCAGCACUCCAGCUCCCAUAAUUUUCUCCACGCCCGCAGAACGCGACCUUCUCAAUAGCCUCAGUCUACUCGGAUUUGACACUAGUCAGAUCGUGCAUUCUGUUCUCAGCGAUGCAUGCGACGCUGCAGGUGCUAUUUGGUGGAUGCUAAAGCGUAAGCGGGAAAAACGCGUUUCGGCUGGAGAGAUACCGGCCCCUCCCGAGUUUUCCGAGCGCGAAGACAGCAAACAGCGAGAGAAAGACGGAGAGAAAGAGGACCGCCCUGAUUCUCGGAGACGAACCAAGCGUGGCAUCGGUGUGCAGACUGACGAUGCCACAAUUACCUCAUCAUUGGGUCUAAUACACCGUGCUCCUGAAUUUGCCUUGCUGCCUCCGACGCCCACCGUCCCAUCAUCCACACGGCCUAUGACGCCACCACGUGCGAAAUCGCCGUUUCUGUCACCGUCACCGACUACUGCUGAAUCCUCCGGCAGGUCCAAUCCAUCGACGCCUAAUGGAAGCUUCAAAGAUAAGGACAAGGACAGUAAAGGGAGGAGGGAUAGCAAGGCACGCUCUGGCAGUGUGAGCAUUAUGCAGCGCGCCACGAAUGCCCUUGAAAUCGCAGGUCUCGUGCGCAAGAAAUCAAGCGAAGUAGUAAAAGGGGAGGACAAGGACCGCGAGCGGGAAAGAUCCAGAGAGCACGAGAAGCGAAGUGGAGGCGGGGAAGAGCCCCGAAAUUCUGGGAACUCCUCCAAGUUGACCAAGUCCCCGCCUUUGAAACCUAAGGACCAACCUAUUGUCCCUACUAUCCCGUCUGUUGCAGAGUCAAGUGUUCUGUCCCCUUUGCCUGGUUCGCCGUGGGUGGUCACUGGUGGCCGAACGUCUCCUCCACAAUCACACGCGCCGACACCUGCAAACUCGCCAGGUGAUACGCUGACGAGCCUACCGAACUUCUCAGACGAGGGAAAGGUUGUGCCACCUAACCGGAAUCGUGCCAGUUUAUUGUCUACGUUCAGAUUGUGGUUCCAGGAAGAUAAGAAAGGAAAGCGGAAGGAGGCGCCUCAAGCUCAAGGCAGUGGACGCGGACUCUCAUAUAGCCGUUCUCUUGCCAUCCCUCCUACUGCUUCCAUGUCACCUGGUGGUCAUGGAAAUGUGAAGAAAAGAGGCAGUGGAAUUGGGCGUGGACGGCGUGUGAAACGUCACUCAACCUCGUCGCGUCGCUCAAGCAGUGUGAAUUCCCGUCGGUCGUCAGGAAACUCUGGGCAAAUGCUAGUUCUGGAGCCACCUCACAUACUGGAGCAAAUUCCCAGCGUGCGAUCGUAUGGCGGUGCUCAUACGCCGGGAUCUGACAGGGGAGAAUAUUCAUCGCGCCCCUCCUCCAUUCAUAGUGUUACACUUGGGAAGCAUCGCAAAUCGCCAUCUGCAGGGUCUAAUGGGUCAGCGCACUAUCGCACCAAUUCACCGAUGCAUAAAUAUCACCACAGACGAGCCGGGUCUUCUUCGUCAACUCGUGUCAUACGUCAUCAGGCAGGACCUCGACCUGUACACCAUAGGACUAGUUCUGCUACGUCGUCCGUCCAUUCACUAGCGUCCUCCCGGCCAACUUCAUGUUAUGAAGUCUCGGAAGGAGAAGGCACCCGCACGAGUUCUCCGUACAAGAGCUACCCGUCCCGCCGCUCGCUUGACGACACCCCGCGGCGUGGGACAACAGGCGGUGCGACAUUCGUGGCCCAGAAACGGAUCACGCCUUUCAUGAGUCCCUCAGGAACCGUCGGACGAACAGGCUGGAAAAAAUCCUGGGGCCACGAGCCUCCUGGCUGGCAGUCCCGUUCUACGCAUCUCCCUAUCGAAGUGCUUUCGAUAUCUCCAGGACCAGAUGGGCCCGCGAGCAUUCGGGAUGUGUUUACCGGGAGGCAGAGUCUCAAUUUGGGCGAUGAGAGCGAUUGGGUGGAUGAGGAUGAUGACAUACCUGAGUUUGCGGGUGGGUUGGGUCAGAUGCCGUCGAGCUCGAGUACGAGCUCGUCGUUUAUCCCCGUCGAGUCGCCGAUCCCCAUGUCGCCUCCUGCACGGAAUCAUAACUCACGUUCGGGGAAGGGUCGUGCUACUUCACUGGCUCCGCCGAAUAGCAAUAGCAGGGCCAAACAAGGCCAUUCGCCCGCUAGGUCGUCACCUGUCCCGACGGAGAAUGUGUUCGAGGCUUCAGAUGUGAGAGCAGGGCGUCGUCAACUACCCACAAGCCGCUCAGGCCCUGCAUUCAGACAAGCGAUACAAGAAGAAGACGAGGGAGAAGAGGAAUAAAUCCUGGAUUUUUCUUUCUUUGGCGUGUUAUGCAUGCAUUGGUAAAUACUGUCUCAUAUUUAAGCUAGCUGCUGGUUUUCUGUCUUGGAUGCUCUCAUAGAAUUGCUCUCGUGCGCUUCCUCAUCCUUUUUCUGCGUCAUUAUGGUCUGCUAUUGUCAUCGCCAUCGAUAUGAGUCAUAAUGCGAUCCCUUCUUGUACUCUCCAUAUCAUUAUAUGAUACCCAGACUUCUACAUACUGUAUCUUUUUCGUCUCCGAGCUCGUACCGGUGUCUACAUAGGUGGACUAUCAUGCUAUUUAAAAACGAGAUGCGCGAGUAACCAAGGAACUUUGUCAAUAAGCU